GCGUGCUGCACUCGCUGGCCACUGACCGCGUGAAGCGCGGCACGGCCCCCACGGAGGGCUUCAACGCCGUCUGCGUCCACGCCGGAGAGACCCAGAUGGAGUUCCUGGAGAUCGGGGGUAGCGAGUCUCUGCGUUCCUACUGGAGGAUGUACUUGCCCAAAGUGCUGCUGCUCGUCUACGUCGUGGAUUCAGCUGAUCAUGCCCGACUGCCUGUGGCAAAACAGCUGCUUCAUCAACUGAUCCAGAAUGACUCCACCCUGCCGGUGGUGAUUCUGGCCAACAAGCAGGACCUUGAAGGUGCAUACUGCAUCACAGAUAUCCAUGAUGCUCUGGCGCUGUCUGAUAUUGGGGACAAGAGGAAGAUGUUCUUGAUUGGUACCCAUGUGGCAGAGGAUGGCUCUGAGAUCUCCUCCAGCAUGAAGGAUGCAAAGGAGCUGAUAACACAGCUGGUUUUGGAAACGCAUCCUGGGAACUGCCAGAAGCCUGCGGUCAGGAGCAGUUACCAGAGAGGAGUGGAGCACGUCAUGUGCGAGCACAUCGCUGUGCAGCUUCACUGGGAAAGUAUCAGGGAUACCAACCGGCGGAAAAACGAUCACAAAGCACAAGCACUUCCCAGCCUCUGGGGUUUCAGACCUGAGACACUGGAUCAGCAGGACCGGACAGUGACUUCUGAUCUGGAUCUGAAUAUUCAGUAUAAACGUCUUCAGUGCUGCAUAAUGCAUGCUCCAGGGACACAGGCCAGUUUUUGCCGGCUCCAAGAACUUGCAAGACCCAAGAAAGUGUUUUGUGCAAAUGAUCCCAGGCUAAUGUGGGGAAACCAACAGACCAUCUGGACCCUCUCACGGGGCGCCAUGACUGCUCGGCCGUCCCCAAGAACAGUGGCCCUGGCCAAGCCCAAGCGCAAUUUUGAUGGCAAGCCCCAGCGCAGGUCAGUGAUCUGGGAGCGUCCCCCGCUAGUGGAUUUUGGCUUGCCUUCUGAUCGGCUACUGAAGUUAUCUGAGCCUAAAAAACACCAGGCAGCUUACCUGCAGCAAAGACCCCGCCAGUCCCCUGAGUGGCCUGUGUCACCAGGUGCACUGAGCUGUGAAGCUUCCCCUCGCGUCCUGCAACUUGCCCAGCCCAAGGCGCUGCACCCUGCGUUCCUGCCAGCCAGAGAGGUGGAGACGCAGGUUACAAGCGCUGCAGCCUUGGCCAGACCGUCCUCGCGGUUACAGCAUCUCGCAGAGCCCCGGCUCAAGAAGGAGACCUGCUACUAUGACCUGGGAUCCCCUGAAUGUGCCAUCUGGCCGGUGUCCAAGGCAGCUCAGCAGGCAAUCGCAAGUCCUCGGACCCUAGAGUUGGCCAAGGCAAAAAGGUUGCUUCCCGACUAUAAGCCCCUGAGGGAUGCUGAGUGGCCAGUGACAAAGGCAGCGACGCUUGCAGUGGCUACACCAAGGCUCGUGGAACUGGCCCAACCUCGCAAAAGGCCUCCUAUGGACUUGGCUCAGUUCAACCCCGAGGCGUUCACGGUGAAGGAGGCUGCUAAGAAGGCGACUUGCUCCGCUCGGCUCCAAGAACUGGCGCAGCCCGUUAAGCACUGAGCUCCUGCAGAAAUGCGUCCUGCUGCUUGUGCUGGCUGCCCCCGUUGCCCCUCCAGGCUGGGCUGUGGCUGU
Messenger RNA from Struthio camelus australis, 1652 nucleotides. The record is from RefSeq and is a predicted model, not a curated record. Lineage: Eukaryota; Metazoa; Chordata; Aves; Struthioniformes; Struthionidae.